Messenger RNA from Aedes albopictus (Asian tiger mosquito), 1540 nucleotides. It is a transcript of the gene Uro, whose product is annotated as uricase. Gene Ontology annotation, molecular function: urate oxidase activity. Gene Ontology annotation, cellular component: peroxisome. Gene Ontology annotation, biological process: urate catabolic process; purine nucleobase catabolic process. The transcript has 4 exons. The coding region runs from base 479 to 1456 and encodes 325 amino acids. The record is from RefSeq and is a predicted model, not a curated record. NCBI's taxonomy places the organism in Eukaryota, Metazoa, Arthropoda, Insecta, Diptera, Culicidae.
GUGUGGUAACCGACUGGCGCUGGCUGAUAUGAUGGUUGUUGGCGCUGUCAGAAGCUGCGGACGAGCGCGCGCCCGCGUUAAGAAUUUAAGAUGACGAACGGGAUGCUGCAGUCCAGUUUCAGCUGUUGAAGAGAACGUUUCUCAGGAAGACUACAGUAAGUCCCAGAGGAGGAUUGGAGGCAAGGCGGAAGGAUUGGAAGACGUGUGGACGUGGAAUAAGGAACAAUAAAGAUUGUGGAAAGUGGAAGUGAAAUUAAAGAUCAAGAUAGAAGCAGAUCAUUCGGAGCAAGGUGAAGGUCAACUGAAAAAGUGGUUUGGAAUAAAAUAUUAGAGCAGAAGAAGUUCCGGAAAGAAGAUAUACGUAAAAGUGAGCAAGAAGAUCCCCCCCGGUGACGAGGCUAGUGACGUGUCGGAGGCAUCUCUGCAUAACAACAGACAACAAAGCGCAGCGAACGCAGCAAACACAACAACCGCCAAGAUGAUGUCCAGAAAGUUGGUUGAGGAAUCGCGCGAUGCCGGAUUCCGUGACGUGCCAGAUCACUUCAAGAUUAGCAACUACGGCUAUGGCAAAGACAGUGUCAAGGUGCUGCACGUGGUGCGCAACGGAUUGGUUCACAGUAUUAAGGAGUUCGAGGUCGGAACCAAGCUGAAGUUGGCCAGUCAGAAGGAUUACCUGCAAGGAGACAACAGCGACAUCGUUGCUACGGAUUCUCAGAAGAACACGGUAUACCUACUGGCGCGCAAGUAUGGCCUGAAAUCGCCGGAAGAGUUUGGAAUUUUGCUGUGCGAUCACUUCCUGAACAAGUACUCCCACGUAAACGAGGUUUCCAUUCACAUCGAUGAGUAUCCCUGGUCCCGGAUGGGCUUCGGCAAGGGACCCUAUCAGGAUCUGCACAAUCACGCGUUUGUGUUCACUCCAACGGCGAUUCGGUAUUGCGACGUAACACAGAAGCGAGGCGACUCCAUGCCCACGGUCAUCAGUGGCCUUAGUGACCUCCGCGUGCUCAAAACCACCCAGUCUGCAUUCGUGAACUUCGUCAACGACGAGUACCGUUCCCUGCCCGACCAGCAUGAUCGCAUCUUCAGCACGGUAAUUCGUUCAUCAUGGCAGUACUCCACCGUGGCCGGAGUGGACUUUGACUUCUGCUGGAACAAGGUCAAACAAUGCAUCCUGAACACUUUCGCUGGCGAAACCGAGAAGGGUAUCUUCUCGCCCAGUGUUCAGAACACGCUCUACCUGGCGGAGAAGCUGGUACUUGAAAGCAUCCCGGAGGUGUCUUCGAUUGAUAUGACCAUGCCCAACAAACACUACUUCAACUUUGACUUCAGUAAGUUUCCCAAGCUGGUCCAGGGAGAAGAACUGAAGGAGGAGACUGUGUUUCUACCGGUUGACAAGCCUGCGGGAAUCAUCUACGCACAGCUGGACCGCAAAACGGUGACGAAGAGUAAGCUGUAGGAGUUGGUGAAAUGAGUGUUAGAUAUAAGGGAAAACUUAAGAAUCGAAAAUAUCUCGAAUAAAUUGUAUUAAAUUUUAUAACAA